UGGAAGGUCGCCAGUAUUGUUGUGGUCAUGUGCGAGUAAGUGACGGUUCGCGAUAGGAGCGUUGUUUAAAUCAUGUGUUGUGGGCUUAUUGGUGAAAUGCUAAUGAGAAAAAGAUGGGCCACAUAAAGAAUAUAAGCGAACUAUUACCCGACGAGCCUAUAAAAGAUCCAUUUGAGGAAGAAAUUCACUUUAAUAACACCGUUAGAGAAUAUGUCCUCUUCCUGGUGUUACUGGUGGUACUGUCUGUGGCAUCGCACGUCGUGGUGCUGCGCUACCGGCGUCGGGAAGCUGGCCAUCUCCCUCCGCCCAGACACACCGACGACGACGAGGCAGCCGUAGACCGCAUUGCGCUGUGGCUGUGCACCUUCAGCUUAUCGGUGUCGCUGGGGGCGGUCCUUCUCCUGCCCAUCAGCAUCAUGAGCAACGAAGUACUUACGCUCUACCGCGACUCCCUCUACGUGCAGUGGCUCAACCUCUCUCUCAUUCAGGGAUUGUGGAACAUCAUCUUCCUGUUCUCCAAUUUGUCCCUGUUUGUGGGUCUUCCCUUCGCAUAUCUCUUCACGGAGUCCGAAGGCUUUCCAGGCUCAAAGAAGGGACUGCGAGCCCGCAUCGUAGAGACAGUGGUAGUUCUGACCCUGCUGGUGGUGCUGGUGUUCGGUGUCGCCCUAAUUUUAUCCUUCCUCUUAGGGUACUACGAACAGGAGAAUCUCACUCAGAUGAUAGAUGUUUGGGGAAGUUUCUACUUGCCAUUUCUCUACUCUCUCAUAUCCUGUCUUGGCGUCUUAAUGCUGCUGUUGUGCACUCCAGUUGGGCUGGCCCAUUUGUUCACUGCUAUGGGGCGUUUGAUGGUAAAGCCAGGAUUCUUGAGAGAUCUAGCAGAAGAGUAUCAGGCUGCUUUAUUACAAGAAGAUGCCUUAGCCAGGCAGCUAGCGCAACCCUUGCAUCCCCAUGUUAGGGUCAUUACCAGAUCAACUUCCAGUGCUCCAACGAGGGAAAGCAUUCUCCACCAGUACCAUAUUAUUAAAAAGACCAGACUAAAACUGGAGGAACGACGACGUGCAGGUGUUUUAAAACGCACCUUAGCGUAUCCUCUCGCAUUACUGUUUCUGCUUGUCCUGACUGGGACAGCUGUAGCAAUUGUGGGCCUAAAUACAUUACAGUUACUCAUUGGGAUUAAAGCCCUUCCUCUAGCAUCAGCUCCAGCUAUAUUGGGAGAAGCACAGCAAGGCAAGAGAUCAGUGCUGCUGUCAAUGAUGGGCUCUGUUGGUGCAGUGUUGGAGGUUGUGCUAAUCCUGUACCUGAUAGCUGCCUCUCUAUUAGGAUGCUAUUCUUUGCCAUUAUUUGCAAAGAUCCGUCCACAGCCGCAAGACACUCCCAUGGUGCAUGUCAUAGCUAACUGUGUGGUGGUGCUUAUAUUAUCCAGUGCCCUGCCUCUCUUAGCCAGAACAUUAGGGAUAACAAACUUUGACUUACUUGGAGACUUUGGCAAGAUCAGCUGGCUGGGUAAUUUUUGGAUUGUCCUUGGUUACAAUAUGUUGUUUGCCUCUGCCACUGCAUGGUGUUUGGUUAAAAAAUUUACAGCAACCAUCAGACAUGAGAUAUACAUAAGGUUUAAGUUGAUAGUGCUUUCCCUUCUGAAGAGGGAUACUUUCAAAUUGCCUGCACAAGUUAUGAAUGGGGGUAUGAUGAAUCCUGGCAACAUUAAAGAAGAGUAGCAUAUGGCUUAGAGAAUCAUUUAGUCUAAUGGUUCUCUUACAUAAAAAAUGGAAAAGAAGGCAUUUAUCCCUCAGUGAAAACAUGACAUUAGAUUACUUAAUCUACUAUGGUCUUUACACAGACCUGGUGUUUCAGAUGGGGUAUAAUACUUUAAAACACUUAUCUGGUACAAUGCAUAUUAUCCAAUGUGGUAGUUUAAUUGACCAGAGGACUAAGAGUUUGCCAGAAAUAAGUUAAAUCACAGAUCUUGUUAAAUGUUCUGUUAUAAAGAAAAAAGCUUAAUAACUGAGUCAUUAUGGCCCAUCUGCGGAAGAAUGUUAUUAAGGCCAUGAAGAUUAUUCUUGUAAUAUGUAAACUUUUUAUUUAUACACACUGUUUGGAUCACAUUUAGUGACCAUCCAAGUGGUAAAUAUUGCACUGUACUAUGUCUUUGUAACUGUGUAUGCAAAGUGAAGUGCAUUUAGCAAGAGUGACUGAAAAACAAGCAGUUAGGUUGGCAAUUUAAAUAUAACUGGUGUUGUUUGUUGGAAAGUAUAUAUAUAUGUAUUUGCUUGAAGUAUCCAGAAUGCAGUCUUUCAAAAUGGCAUUUUUAUUAAUCAAAUCAAAACUUGAAGAAAAGCAUACACAGUGAAGCCUAAUGAAAAGCAUAUAUUUGAAGGUGGAAGUUAUUGUUUAUCUUAAGAUUUCUGUUACCAGUUGGAAGAAGUGAUUAAGUGAUGUAAAUUAUUCCUAUAUUAAAAGAAAAUGGGGUUUUCCUAUAUUAAAAGAAAAUGGGGUUUUACACAAUUAACAUUUAUAAGCUUGAUUAAGAGACAGAGAGGUGAAUCUCUUUUCCAUCUCUUUCAUGUACUUUUUAAGUACUGUAAUGGGUUUCUUUUUAUUAGGACUUAAUUUUAUUUGUCAUUCUGUAACAUCUGAAUAGGUGAAAAACUUACUUGCUUUGACUUUAACCAGAUUUUCAUGAUUUUCUGACUAUUCAGCACUGCUCAGAGUAAUAAUCUAGAUUCUGGUCCCUGUAGACUUUAAGGUUCUUGAAAUACAUCUGUUCAGUACAUAAAUUGAAUAUUAAAAAGGUUCAUGUAAUACAUCUGUUCAGUUCAGAAAUUUAAUAUUAAAUUUGAUUCUUGGUACUUAACAUGGAGUAAUAUUUUAAAUUAGAAUGCAGUACAGAAGACUCAAAUUACCGUAAUAGAGUAAUCAAAUGUUCCAGUUAUAUAGUCAUAAGAAAUAAUUAUGUAACACAGGAAUAUAAAAAUCUAGUGUGGCAAGUUUGGCUAAAGCUCUAAGUAGAAAUACUAUGUAGACUCCUGCAAGUAAACACUUGUAACCCAAUUAAUGAUAAGCAAUAGUGUUAUAAGAAAGUGAUAUGUUUGAGUAUGAGAAAUGUUACAAAUCAUAUCUUGCUACAUGAGUGCAACUUUGUGUAUUGGUGUCUUUAUUUGAAGAUUACAGAAAAGAAAAAGUUGAGGGGGUAAGUGUUGUAGAUGUUGAGGUGUAAGGGUUACAAAGUACAUUUCUGUUCCAUAUGCAUUUGCAGACUUGGGAUCUUCAGGUAAUCUUUUAAAUCUGUAUCCUGCCAGAUACAAAUACAGCCGUAAAGGUUUUCAGAAUAGAUGUGUAACUUUUCUACUAUGUAAACAUGCAUAAGACAGUGCAAUGACCUGGUAAUGUAGAGCAGUAUUGCAUUAGCCAGUUAAGUCUCUGAGGCGGCAACUUGUGAUGACUCAAAUUGCCAAGGUAGUUUUAAAAUAUAUAUUGUUUUUAAUUACCAGUUUCACAUAUAGAAAGAAACGACAUAUACAGUACAUCGAUGUAAGGAGCCAAGAAUAAACUUUCAGUUUGACAUAAUAUUGUUUGUGGAAUUCUAUUCAUUGUAGAUUGUCAAGUAUUGGCAACCAGUUUGUCAUGGUAGCCUAAGAAUACAGGACUUUGUCAGUAACAAAAUUUUAAUUCUUUAAAUACUGCAUUUACAUUUAAGGCUCAUUUUGCCACCUUAGUCAUUAAUAACCUAUUGGAAAAAAAUAGAUUUUCAUACUUUGAAAUAAAUGGAAUGUAUGAAAUUUGAUUCACAGAUUUAUACGAGCAUAAGAACCAGCAUCUAGCCUCGUCUUUGGUUGAACAGCAGAGGAAAUGAAAUUUAAUAUUGGUCAAUACUACUUUACCACCAAGUUUGUUGAGUAUAUAAUACAACAGUAAUUAAUUUUGAAUGCAUAGAGUAUCUACUGUAAUUGUCUAAAUGCUAGUUAUUAAAAAUUAAGAUGCAACAAGAAAGCAUCUUUAGAUAAUCAUGGAAUUUAAUAUAGAAGAGUUAGGGGUUCCCAUUUAAAUACAUGACAUUAUGGCAACAUAUUGCAGGUACAGUGGCCGGAUAGACAAUUGUAGUUAUGUAGCAAGAUUUGGAGAAUUAAUUUCUCAGUACAGACUGUUUUCAUCUACAUCAAUUUUGAGCAAAUUGGUCAGAUGGUCAGUAUGCUAGACUUCCAACCAAAGAUUGAUGAAGUUUUUCCUUGUGUUCCAUAUAUUUUGCACAUGAAAUGCAAUUUGCUCAAAGAUUUUUAAUAGGCAGUUAAUUCUGUGAAAGUUUCCUUUUAUUAGAAAUGUAAUUAGUACUUCAAAAGGAAAGCCCCCUCUCCUUUUUUCUUUUUUUAUUGUGUACUGACUGUACACAGACUGAUAUAAAAGCAUACUGAUUUACUACCCAGAAGUCAUUUCACACCCCUAUUUUCAUGUUACAUUUUAACUCCCCAAGUGAAUCUUAUUUAGUGUGUUUUUUUUUUUCAUGCUGGAACACAUUUCGUGGAAUGUGAUUGAUAAAGUUACUGUGGACAUACAAUGCUUCUAGGUGGAAUAAAGUAAUGGUGACAGAUUUUGUCUGUUGAAGUCUUGGCUAAGUUUUCAUCAAGCUUUGUUUUACAUCAGACUACUUUGUAGAAUUACAAGGAUUAUGAUGAACUUUUUAUAGAAACUUAAUCUGGAUUUUCUGUGCAAAAAUGUGAUACGUAAUGGUAUUAUGGUGUGAUUAGAUAUUUUAAGGGAUAUAUUUUGUAAGAGCUUUUAUGAUGUGAUUUUAUUCCAUUAUCAUCAGCAUCACAGUACUUGAUUAAGUACCUUUCUAUGGAAAUGGCAGUUUAUAAUAUUUUAGCUAAUUACAUUUUUGUAGCUAUAGGUUGCUUAUAAUGUAACCUAUCAUAAAUCUUUUUCUGACUAAUCUGGUGAAUCAAAUAGGAGACAAUUUAAAUUAUAGGAUAACUGAUUUUGAUUUUACACAAACAUUAUUCAUACUAGAAUGAAUGAUUUAAUAUUCAAACGUUUUCAAGGACAACUUUAGAGAUGUAGGUUUUCUUCCAAACUUUGCUUUCCUCAUGCUCACUUUGAAUUCACCUUAGAAGCUAAGGGACCAUAUAUUUUCAUAGUAACUUUAUAGGUGUGAUAUUUAGGUAAACUUAUCAAGAUUUAAGCCUUCCCUCACGGUUCAAGUCUGUGAGAUUUUCCUUCCUUUGUAACAGUACUGAGAUGUUUACAUAAUUUUACCAGUUUGUAUUUGAAAGGUUUUUUUUUUUUUUUUUUUUU
Macrobrachium nipponense is the source of this 5286-nucleotide messenger RNA. It is a transcript of the gene lili, whose product is annotated as protein LMBR1L-like. The transcript is spliced from 11 exons. Gene Ontology annotation, cellular component: plasma membrane. Gene Ontology annotation, biological process: signal transduction. The record is from RefSeq and is a predicted model, not a curated record. Bases 114 to 1715 code for a protein of 533 amino acids. Gene Ontology annotation, molecular function: transmembrane signaling receptor activity. NCBI's taxonomy places the organism in Eukaryota, Metazoa, Arthropoda, Malacostraca, Decapoda, Palaemonidae.